AUGAAAAAUAAGGACAAAGAGAAUUCUAGGGAGGAAGGAGUCCCCUCCCUAGAAGUUGUUAAUCAAGAGAAGGAAAUUUUAAAACAAAUCCUCUUGGUUAAACAACCCUCUUUUAUCUUUCUGCGUAUAGGGACUCUUACUUGCACUGCCACAUCUAGUGGAAAUGAGACUCUACCUAAGGUGGUCAAAAUUCUUUUAAAGGAAUUUGAUGAUCUAUUUCCUCCUGAGGGUCCAAUGGGGCUUCCUCCUUUAAGAGGGAUAGAACAUCAAAUUGAUAUUGUGCUUGGGGCUAGCCUACCCAAUAGGCUAGCCUAUAGGACAAAACCCCGGGUUCAAAAGAGCUUAAGUCCUUGUGCUGUUCCAGUGUUGUUGGUCCCUAAAAAGGAUGACAAAUGGAGAAUGUGUUGUGAUAGUAGGGUCAUCAACAACAUCACUGUUAAAUAUAGACAUCCUAUCCCUAGACUUGAUGACAA
Messenger RNA from Cajanus cajan (pigeon pea), 473 nucleotides. The record is from RefSeq and is a predicted model, not a curated record. NCBI's taxonomy places the organism in Eukaryota, Viridiplantae, Streptophyta, Magnoliopsida, Fabales, Fabaceae.